AUGGCCCUCACCACUCGUGCCAGUGCUAGACGACUUCCACCUACAAAGCAGAGCUCAGUAUCUCGAGCCGUGCGAGGCAAUAAGUCUAUGGCUUUAGGAUUGCGCAAAAGUCCAACUACGAAACCAACUAGAAAAUCAAAUCGAUCUACAAGUAAUUCUUCUAAAAAUACAACAGCAUCACGUCUUGACAACCCUCCGACAGAGGUUGAGAGUGAUAGUGAAGACGACUUGCCAAAUGACGAGGACAUUUACAAGGCGUUGUCAUCCGAGACUGACGAAUCCGACACUGGCGAUUUGGACUCGGACAAUGAGGACUCCGACAAUGAGGUUCUUGAAGCCCUUGCCCGAAGUGGACCAAAAACCAAGAAGCAAACCACCAGAGCUCCAAGAAGUAAUACGAAACGAGUCCGGCAGGAUCGGUCUCAAGAAACACCCCUUGCUAAACCUCUCGAUGAUCCUGACAACAUAACUGCACGUCUUGAGGCACAGUUUGCCAAUAGCCCUGCCAAUCCACUCGAUAAUUUUGAACUUGAUGAUGAAGUGCAAGACAAUUCAGUCCUGCCAACCAUUCAAAAUUAUCAAGCGCUAGUUAAGGAGUGGCCAAGAAAGCGUAUUACGAAGGUUCAGAAUUUACAGAAGAAGGUGACAUCAAUUCCCCCACACAUCUUAACCGAGGCGAAAGCAAUCAAGAAACUUUAUAAACAUCACAAGAGGAUGCUGGCGAUGAUGGGUAACAUCACACCAUACACUUUAGAUAAAAGCUUGGGUGAGCUGGGAGGUACACGGAUUCCUGAUGCAUAUCGACUUUGGUUGAAGUUUUCAGUUGAGGCUCGAAAACUAAACAUGCCCCGCAAAGGCCAGGCUGGAAAAUUAGGUGAUCGUAACCGUAAGCUGGGUGCUGCAUGGAAAGCGUUGUCUUCAAUUCAAAAGCGCGUGUUUCACCCUCGGGUCUUCUACACUUUAUCCGGUCUUCCGGCCCCAACUAGCGACAUGGACUCUGACGAUGAAGCAGAACCUAUUGAAUUGUCGCCUGAGGAUCGUGAGGAGCUCCAAAGGAUAUACGAUGAAGCUGUCUGUUCUUCGAAGGUUUGCCAAGUGUAUGCUAAGGCAUCGAGUGGUAUAACAGAAGGUCGAACAGUUCCCAAAUACAAUCGACUCUCUUUGAAGUGCGUUGAAAAGCUGAAUAAUCAGAUAGAAAACGAAGCAAAUCGCAUGGACUUUGGGUACUAUUUUCUUGCAUCUAGUACCCAUCCUGCCACUGGAGGUGAUUCUGCGGAUCCAGGGUGGUGUAAGGAGUAUACCUCCAACCAAGAGUUGGCGGAUUAUGUGCGUAGCAAGAGCGAUUUCCCGACCAUCUUUGCUGCACAGACCCAAGGUAUUGCGGUCGACAAAGUCAUUGCUAGUACAAUUGGCAAAAGGGAAAAGAUGAAAAUGAACGGUAAGCGUGUGGAUCCUGGUGAUAAGGUGAAGAGUGAUCUAGCAGCAUUGUUGAAAUCAGAUUUAGGGUUUCCUCGUGGACCGGAUCCAGCAAAGCUCCUGUUGGGGAAAGGAUGGAAAGUGAAGAUCAGGCAGCUGCCUGGGUCUAGCCUCCCCCCUGAAGUAUUGAUGUUGGGCUUCAACGCAAUGAACAGUCGCCGGUCACUUUGGUUGAAUGAUCUCCAGGCAGGCCUAUUUAAAUUUGAGAAGAUUCCCGAGGAUCAGGAUGACUUGAUAGCUGAUGAUGAGGAGGAACAAAAUAUUAGUGAUGAUCGGGAUAACUUGUUGGCUGAUAAUCGGGAGGAACCAUUGGAAAAUGACAAACAGCUUGAGCUUGGAAUCGAAGAGGAAGCUGAUGAAUGGAAUGGAAUUGGUGAAUAUGAGACUGACGGAUGA
Messenger RNA from Melampsora larici-populina 98AG31, 1872 nucleotides. RefSeq lists its product as uncharacterized. The transcript is spliced from 5 exons. Bases 1 to 1872 code for a protein of 623 amino acids. Lineage: Eukaryota; Fungi; Basidiomycota; Pucciniomycetes; Pucciniales; Melampsoraceae. The record is from RefSeq and is a predicted model, not a curated record.